AUGAUUAUGCUAAUACAAAAAUAUGAAAAAAGUAUAAUAAGAGAAACGGACUUUAAGAAAAGAAAUUAUUUUUUUGAUAUUAUUCUUCGCUACAUUAACGAUAGAAACAGCUCCAUUCCUUUGAAAGCGCUGAUCCACGUUUUGGACUUCGUUCGGUGCAUAAUAGAGAAGGAUGAAGAGGUCAAAAGAAAAUUCGAACAAUUCGGAAUACACACAUUCACCAAGGAGUUUUUAACCCACUUUAGAGAUAACCAAGACAGGUACAAAAAGAAUAGUGCCACCAAAAAAUUAAAUGUUGCACAGGACACAGAUACGUGCCUAAUCAGCUAUGAUCACAUACAAAUGCAGAACAGUAACAAUGAAUACAACCAGGUGGUGAAAAUUCUGAUCCAGCUGAUUCGUGCAUACAAUGGGGACAACCCAGACGACUUCUCAAAAUGGGACACUCAAGAAUAUGCGCCUAAGUCUGAUGCAAAUAAUGCCUCCGAUGAUCUAACUAAUCCAAAUGGGGCGAACAAAAAUGGGGAGGCAGAAUCACCGGGAAACAUCGGAGAGGAAGACGCACAGGAAACUCCCCAGUACAAAAACAACGUAACCGAAAAGAUAAUCGACAUGAUGGACGUAAAUAAAGAGGAAGGCCAAUACAAAGCUACACGAAAAAAAACCUCUUCCGUCGAUGAGCGGACAAGAAUUCACCCUCGACUGAGGCAACACUCUGCUGAGAAGGCAAAGGAAAACACAAAAAAAACCACCGCAACAUCGCACAACAAUGCAGAUAGCACACUUUCACAAAAGGAUCUCCUAAAUAUAAGCCAAAUAAUGAAAAAAAAUAACUGCAUAAACAUAUUUACAAAAGAUAAUUUUUCCAAAAGUGACGAUUUUGAAUAUUACAACUCUUUGUAUGAAGCAAAAAACGAAGUGAAUAAACGGAGUAUAUAUUUGCUCCUGACCUAUAAGAUAUAUAAGGCCAACAAAAUAAGGGAAGGGCAUGCUUACCUCAACCACGGAUCGGUACCUACACGGGGAACUACGCAAAGCUAUUACAAUUGUGACGAAUGCUAUUACACAGAUAUUUUGAAGAACUACACAUUUUUCUACCUAUACAACUUCUUCGAUUGCUUUGAUGUUUUCAGAAGGAACCUUCUAGACAUAAACGGAGUAGAACAUGCAGAAGAGGCGGUUGAACGGGGAGACCUCAUAAAGGGGGAUGCGGGGAAAAACAAACAGGAUAGAAGCAAUGAAGGGGAAGAUUCCCUCGUGGCGUAUUUCACCUACCUAAAUAAUAACCACGUGUAUGACAAAAACAUAACGUACAAAAUGAAAAAUUACAUUAACAAAAUGAACCUGCUGCAUUUCUACCUAAGCAUGAAGUUCAACUACUUCGAAUUCUUAGGGAUGAACAUAAUCAAAAAAAUAAUAAGCAUAGACGACCUCGUUUAUAUGCACAAAGAAGUGAACAAAAUUUUAAAUGAAUAUAUUUACAUUUUCAAUAAAGACCUAUUUCUAUUUAACUAUAAAUUUGUGUACACUCUUAGUUACAAUAUUCACUAUAUUUACAAAAAUUACGUCGAAAAUAAUCAGGCAGAAAGUGAAUUCCAUCAUAUGAACAACCUUCUAAAUAGUCUAGCUUAUCUUAUUUUUCUAAUUAUUUAUAGCCUUUAUAUAAGUGUAACCCAGAGGGGGGGGUGCUUUUGCAACAGCAUCCACAAUAUCUACCUGAACAACUUCUUUUUCCUCAUUAACCAAAAUGUGUUCUACUUACUUUUGCUUCGAAAAGGGGGAAAAGGCUGCGACUCGCUUGGGGGAAAUCAAAUCGGUAAAGAGUUCAAGUAUGGCCAUAAUAGGGACAAGAUGGCCAGUGAAAAGGGGAAGGACCCCCCCCAAUCGGCAAACAACCCAAGCAAGACAAACGGGACCAACGGGUCAAACGGAACAAACAACACAGAUGACCUCAAUAGCAUAAACACAUUUUACCUAAGGAAAAACGAAGAGAGGGCGAUUCGCAAACCGGGGAACAGCACCACUGCUCAUUUCAACGAGGGCGACACGUACUACUACUUAUUCAUAACGAAAAAUAACUGCGUCUAUUUUUUCAAAGUGUUAAUUUUCUUCAUGCUAGAGAUUUUAAAAUUUUCGCACUGCAAAAUUAGCACCAUAAGGGAAAAAUGCACUACGCUCAACUUCCACAUAGACAAUUUUGUCAUCAUUUACAAUUUCCUGUGUAACAUCUUAGAAUAUUACUUUGGCGAGUCAGAUAAGAAGAAAGACUCACACUUGGAGAUCGUCAUUGACUACAUUGAAAAGAACAACCUGCAUGGGCGUGGAGAUAAAAAGGCAAAACAAAAUGGAGUCCCCGUCAGGGAGUACCUUUCAGAAAAUUUAAUCAUCCAUGAGUUGAACAGUUUCUCUUCCUCCUCUUCCAACUCCUCUAGCGAUUUAAAAAAAAACAAAUUUCAAAGCAUUGAUAUCUUUACUAAUAUUUCCGCUCGGCGUACUUACCAAUACAGCCCUAAACAAUUGGAGCUCCUGAAAAUCGUCUGCCUCUAUAUAAACUACACCCCCGUGUCAUUCAUUUUGAUGAAGAAGAUACAACCAAAAUUAGUCGACCUGUUUAGACGGUUCCUCUUCGACAUGCACCUAAACACGCACCACUUAGAAUUGUUGCACUUUUUCAAAAUUUUUUUCUUCUUUUAUGACUACGAAAUUUAUAAGGAAUAUAUCGACCUCCUGUGUUAUUUUUACUCCUUGGCGAAUUUGUUUUUCGUCUAUCGCGGUGUUGGCGAUAUUGGCGAUGUGGGGGGGACUAGCUGCUUUGGCGGAGCCGCCUUCCGGUCAGACAUCUCCACCUUCAUAAACACCAGCAUUAACAUCUCUCACUUUUUUUUCUUCGUCCCAACUAGUUACUCCGCCCUCAACAGUUUUCUUGAAAAAUACCACGCAGCAAACGCCGCAGCAAACCUAUCCACCCCAGAUGCCAACGAAAUGUUCUCAAGUCCGGCCGACGCAAAUAAUGAGCCAUUUCUCGAGCCCCUAGACACAUUCAAGUCGAAAGACUUUUUCGAUGCCCCCAAUUCGGAGAAAAUCAGCAGAACGAUAGAUGCACACAGUAGACAUGAAAGUGCGGCAUCACACUGCAUAAAGCAAUUCUGCCAUGUUUUGCUACAAAUAGGGGGGGACUUCAAAAACGAGCCGCUCAAAAAGGAACUGCGCGAAAACGAACGGUGCAAAAAUCAAAUGGACAAUUUCACACAUCAGGAGUCUCUCUCAGGUCGCGGCGCCCAAGGGGACAUCCCCCACUUCGAUGCCCAGUUUAUUGACAAAGUUACUCAAGUGCUGGUUGAAAACAGCCUCAGAAUGCUCUUUAAUUCCCUGUCGCUUCUAUCCUCUGAAUAUAACAACUUCACAAAUUAUGUCAAGUCCUAUAAACAAGAAAACGGAUCCAUGUACCAAUUCAUUGUUAACAAGUUAAAGAGCUGCAAAAAUAAAAUGUACAUACUAACGUUUAAUCACAAUUUGGAAGGUAGAACGAAUGUCCCAGAAAAUGUCAAGUUCGUCGAACUGUUUAAAAACUUCGUCGUCCUCCUUCACAACAUCAUUUCGAUCAUGUAUAGCUACAAUACGGAAAUUAUUUUUUUUUUUUUUAUUUUUUUUUUUUUUAAUUUUAUUUUUAACAUUAAUUAUGCAAAGGGGUCUUUUCACUGGGAAAAUAAUGACCUAAGAGGGGAUCCCCAAGGGGUUUACGCCUCUGUCGGGAAUUACAACUACCAGAGGGGCUGGGGGAACCAAGGGGGGGACUUCUCCUAUGGAGAGCUCCAUCAUAAUGCCAUUUCUGCCAAUCCCAUGGAAAGCGGAAACGUCUCCAAAAGUGCACACAUGGGAAAUUCUACCCAUUCACAGAAUGACCUAAUGGGCCAAAAUAAUCACCACAGCGUAACCUACAGCCAUAUAGAGUCAAACCAACCCGAACAUCCCAAGGCGUAUCAAGACACUCAGUACAUUACCCCUAUCUUUUCUCAAAAGAGAGAUCACCAUCCUCAAAAUGAGCAGGAAAAUCAUUUCGGUGAAGAAAAGGGAAAUAAUUUACUAGGGACAGACACCUCUCAAGAAUAUGCCUGCAAAAAUGUGGGCCAAUUGGACCAGCACCAACCAACCAAGUGGGAAGCCUCCCAAACGGUGAACUCCAAAUUUGAUAGGAACAAUCAACUCAAUCUGAACCAUUGCUCGAAUAAUGACAUGCGUUGGAGAUCCACUCACCACGGAGGGAAGACAAAAAGAAAAUCUCCACAUUUCUACACCCCCACUUUACAAAUCAACGAAUUCGUUGACGUCAUAUACGAACUGUGUGUAUAUAGCAAAAAGGAAAUAAGAAAUUAUUAUCUCUUUUUUAUACUCGAAAAUGUCAAGAAAAAAGUGGAGACCCUGUAUGAUUCCCUUAAUGACAAGGAACGGAAGGAAAAAAAGAGGCUCUUGUCAAAUAUUAAACUUUUCUCCAAAGUCCUCCUUUUUUUGUACUACUCUAAAAAGAAGUACAUACUCUUGCUAGACCAGGCCGCUUACAGCUCGUUCAACUUUUUGUAUGACCACCAUUUUGAGCCACUCCUUGCGGGUAGCAACGGUGAUAAGGGCAACCACAGCAAUGGCAACAACAGCGGCGAAGUUCCCCGUGGCAGGGGCGGGAAACACCAAACUGAAGAGGAAGCGCUGACUCGCCUCGCCUACUUCUACAACAACGUUUUCCUAAAUGUGCACAGUAUAUAUUUCUUGCUUUUUCAAAGGAAGAAGAAAAAGAGGACCCUUUCCCUUAAAAUAAUGUGGAAAUUGCAUCACCAGUUUAGGCUAAAGUUCACCAAGUGCUGGGGUAGCACGAAGAAACAUGCCUCACAAAACAUUACGAUGAAACGGGGGGAAAUGCAAAGUGGGAUCGAAGCGAGACAAUAUAACAUUUGCGAAGAAAGAGAAACCACGUGGAGGAACAAGGAAGACCCUAUGAGAAGCCACCGACGUGAACCCCCUCCAGAAACCCAAAACCACCAGAACCAGUGCCAUAACACCUUUAGCUACUCAAACGACUGGAAAUUUAACACCAAUAUGUUAAACAUGUACAUAAGCCAUUUUGUACUUAAUCAUAUUCUUAGCGAUGAAGAGGUUAUCCUUCAAGCGCUACAGAAAGUAGACAUGAAGACGGAGGAACUUUCCCUGGACUUUUUCGAACACAUAAUGUCAUUUAUUUUGAAGAGAAAGGCAAAAUUUAGAGAAGGUGACAGUUGCGUUGAGAACACUACAGAAAGUAAAACCCAAAGGGGGGAUCCAACCCACAUGGAUCAUUUCCUUCUCUUAAUUUACGAAAAAAUAAAAAGUUUGUACACAAAACUGAUAGGGGAAAUGUUAGCCAAGGAAAAAACCAGUACAUACAGCAUUGAAUCGUUUGUCUAUGUCCUAAAAAUACUAAUUUUGUUGAUCAUCACGAACUAUAGGAAUAGCAGCAUAUGCAAAAGAAUAUACAAAGAGCGCUACUUUUAUCUGUCCCACUUGUUUUGCUUCUUCUUUUACGAUAAUGAGAUUGUCAAAGCUUUGUCCAUCAGCUUGAGUUUCUACUUGAUAUUCGACCAGAACGUCUUGCUACUCAACAAGCACAGGUUAUUUCUUGAACCUCAUUUGCUAGAAGAACAGAAAAGUAGAAAGGGGGAAAUGAGCUUAGAAAGGGAUGACUACUCUUCUCAUUGGUUAACUGAAGAAAUAAACUCGCCUCAUCACAGCUGCACGAACAUGUUAGAGAAUUCUUUAAUUAACGAAGUAAAGGUAGAAUAUAUGGAGGGGUACUACAAAGAGGGUCGCAAAAGUGUCAUUAACAGGUGUGGAGAUGGAGAAGAUAUACUCCAUUGGAAGAAAUCUAAAAAAUAUGAAAACUUUUUUUUUGAUCUGCACAGAAAUAGUCACAACAGAAAAAACACAAGCAGGAAUAAAUAUAUUGAUAACGAAAUGGAGCCCAACCAUAUGGACGAUGUAAACAAGGCCUCAUUUCAUAUAGAGAAAAAAAUCCUUUUCUUCCUUCCCUUUUGGCUUUAUAAAAAACUUCAGCCAAAUAAUUUUCUGCUAAAUGUUAAAAAGUUAAAGUCUUUUUUUUUCUUCUCCACCAAAUAUUCCUACCUGCAUGCGUUCCAUGACGCCAAAUUAAAUCUGAAGGCAAAGGACUUAUCCUUUCACGGGAACUACAACGGGGGUAAUAUAUUCAGAUCAUACUUCCUGUUCAUUAAUAAGUAUUAUCAUUUGUUAAAAAGGGUGAGCAGUGUGUCAGUUGGAAGUGUACCAUAUAGCACUGCACCCGUUGGAAGUGCACCAUUUGGAAGUGCACCAGUUGGAUGUGUACCAGUUGGCAGUGUACCAGUUGGAACUGUACCAGGUAGAACUGCCUCACAUCCUUUGACCCACAAAAGUAGCAACCAGUCUAUUUGGAGCAGCAUCAUCGAAUCGAAUGAUAAAUUAGAGACUUCCAGAUUUCCUAUUGCGAAUGUAAAUUCUUUUCUUUUUUUAAAUGCCAAAGUGGAUAUAAAGAGCACUUCCGAAAAUGGGUCCUCCUACGUUUCCAAUUUGAUAAAAAUGUUAAAAGUCCUUCCACCUAUAAACAACUCUGCAGAUAAGGAAACCAACUUUUCUUACAUCUACAAUUUGAGCGAGUUAUUUUUCUACUUGAACAACUGCUACAUGCAGCUGCUGUGCACCGAAGGGGGGAAAGCCCAUUCUGCAGAGGGGCUGACCGCAUGCAACCAAGCGAGCUACGCAACAGGCGACGAAUCAGCCAAACGAGAUGCUGUUCAAGCCGCAUCUCCAAGCAGAGAAAGUACUCCAAAUGGACCAACAGAAAAGAAUAAUGGCGCCAAUUCGAAGGCAACAGGCAUCCCAAACAAACAGACACAUUAUCUUCUCCAAAGUGACUACGAUGAAAUGGUGAGUGCCAUACAUUUCGUUUACGCCACCAUUUUUCCGUAUAUUAACAAGCUUCUUUUUUUCAUGUACAACCAGUUGACAAUAAAUAAGAAGAAGGAAGCUGGGCCGAACAAUGUGGGGAAUGAAACAAGCGUAAAUGCCAUCAUUCAUUCGAACAUGCUGUUGUUGAAACAUUUAAUAACCCUCUUCGAUGUAUGCCUCUACAUACAAUUAAUUCUAGGAAAGAAAAAAAGACACAUAGAAGGAAAAAUCCACCACCUAGACAAUGAUAUAGACCUUUCCCUUUUCGUCUACAAAUUGCUGUUCAUAUCAGUUGCAACAUCAUCUUUGAAGAAUAAAAUUUCCAGCUUUUCUCUCAACUUGCUUUACAAUUUUGUGCAUCUGGAUGAUUACUACGUGAGGAUAAAGAAUAACUGCCAUGAUAAUCUCGCCAUUAGUGCUGAUCGGCUAGGAUGUACGAACCCUACAGUUAGAAGCGACCUCCUUGAUGAUAGCAACUUCAACUUCCUCGACGCAGAAGGGGGGAACCCCAUCCUGCUCAAACAGCAGCGACGCAUCAGAAAUAAGCGAAUGGAGAGAAGGAAAAACUUGUCCAUUCUGGUCAACUUUCUUUUCUUCAUACUUUCGAAAUAUAGAAAAAAAAAAAAAAUUAACAAAGGAGAGUCAACUCAGACAAACACAGACAGCAACGUCUACUCCAAUAUAAUAAAUGUGUACGAAAUCGAGAAGACCAUCAAUGUAGAGAAUGUCACAUUUCAAAACCACGAACAGGAAUAUCUCAAAUUGGACAUUUACUUUGUGAAAAACAUUUUGUCCAUGCUUCACGUAGUUUUGAGGCGAGGUUAUUUCUUUGACCUUCACUUGGUCAAUGAAGACAUAUCAUGCAUAAGAAUGGACGUGCUAAUGCACCAUCAUUGCGUGGCUUUCACGCAGGGAAGGGGAGACUUCCAAACGAGGUUAGAAGCUACUUUGGAAGCUCGCUUAGAAGAGAACGAAGAUGGGGAUAAUACGACCCAGCCACGAAUCGACACACAUAAUACCCAAAACAACAAUGUUGAGACAUACCCCAAAGGAAGGACAAACUUGCGCAUCUUCAAACAAGUCUUCCUAAACAAAUACAUGAGCACGCUGAUCAACUUCUGCAACAUGUACAACGACAUCAUUAUCGAAUGUUUGCAUGUCCAGCUCCUACUCCUUUUUUUCAAGUAUAUCCUCCAAGUAUUAAAAUACGAAAUGUGGAAGCAUCAUUUUUUUAAAGACUCCCGCAGCUCAAAGCAACAUAUCUUAGUGCAUUUUCUGAAAUACUACAAAGCGGACAAGGGAGUGUGCAAAUUUUUAAAAAAGACCUAUUUUGUCAUUUUAAAAUAUGCAAUAUAUAUGCAGAAUAUUCGUAUCUGUGAAGAUGUGUAUAUCCCUUUUAAUGGGGGGAAAAAUGUUACAGUGGGAAAGAACAAAGACACCAGUAUAGAUCAACAGAACGAGAUGAUCAACAAACAUAACUACCUGCUGAAGGAGGAAGAUAUUUACAAAAAUUACUGCCAAUUGUUUUACGAGUACACGAUAAGGAAGUUUAAAAAUUGUGUUGCCAUCGAUCAGGACGAAGCAGAUACCAAUCCAAGUGAUCACUAUGAUGAAGAAGAUGACUCUAUCAAAAGAAGAAUCUACGAACAUCAACAGAAUCAAGUGGCUAACUCCAACUACGUCUGCAUGAUUGAUAUGUACUGUCCUCAAUGUGAAGAAACCAAAAUUCUAUUCCUCUCCAUUGUACUAUUUCUGAGCUUUUUCUUAGACAACUUCCCUUUUUUUUUCUGCCUAAAUGGGAACGUCAACCAUUCUGCAGAAUCGAAAAGUCGGAAGGACAAUCCGAAAGAUAACAUCACAAUUUUAUGCGAACGUAUUUUCCACAACUUGGGAAAAAAAAACAUCUACAUCAAUUUCUACAUUUUAAAAGAAGCCAAACUGUUUGAGAAGUACUUUUUUAAAAUAUUCCUAAAAUUGUUAUUCUGCAAUGAAAGGGAAACAAUGAACAACUUGCAAAAGUACAAAAUAUAUUUUUACAACAGAAAACUUGAAUCGGCUGGCCAGGAUGGGAAGACCGCCAAGACAGCUGUAGGAAUGGCUACGUCAGGUGUAACGGAGAACCAAUCGAUCAACCUCACAAAUAGCAGUGAAAACAAAAAGGAGCAAGACAAUGAUAGCAAGAAAUGGGGAAAACAAAUCGGGAGACUUAUCUCUGACAACGAGGGAGGUACUCACCACCUCCACGACGACGGAAGUCCGAUAUUCACGCAAAACAUAAGCCAUGAUAAUCACUUUUAUCUAAAUCAUUUCCUCAACUACUUCUUAGUUCAAAAGAAGAAAAAAAACGACUUGGAACUGAUAUAUGACAAAAUUUACUACUAUAUCCUCAUCGUCAGCAUGUGCUUCAAGGACCGAAACUUCCUAGCCUUGUUGCUGUCCCAAAAUGAGAACUUCUUCCCAGAAUUCAACCAAAUGAUACAGCACUAUUUGAAAUAUGUUUUAAAAAACAAGCAACAAAUAAAUAAAAAAAAAAAAAAAAAUGAAGUCAUGAUACAUAACUUGUUGUAUAUAUUCGUCUCCUACAUAUACAUAUACUUGAACGAACUUUACAAAAUUUUUUUCACUCAAAUAAAAAAUGUCCUCACCCUGCCCUCCUUUUUUCAAAACAUCAUAUAUGUGGAUAGCAGACGGGUGGGCCUAAAUGGCGGGAAAACAAUUAGCACACCCAUCAAAGCAGACAACACAUCAGUGGAGACUCUUUACAAUACUUUAAUAAGCAUGAAAAAAAAGAAUUGGAACAAAAACUUAGAAAAUUACACCGACCAAAAUAUAAAAAAUGUAGUUGUUCGCAACAUUUUUCACAAUAACAAUAUCUACUUAUUCAUUUUGUACAUUAUAAAUGAUAAUAAAUACAAUGACAAAAGAGAAGGUGGAAGCAGAGACGAAGAAAAAUUACUAAAUCGGAUGGUGCCUUCCGGUUAUGAGGAAAAUGACCAAAGUGACAGGCCAGAACCUCUUCAUCUAGAUUUUAAAAAAAAUGAUAAAGUAUUUUUAAACAAAAUUACCACCAAUAUUGUCUUAUUCUUCCUUUUAUUCUUUUACGAUUACUACUCAUUCAAUUACGAAAUAAAGGAAAACAUCCUCAUGCAAAUUGCCAGACAUAUCUUGGAACAUUUCGCCACCUUAUACAAUUCGGACCUCCUGAACAUUCAUUUGAAGUACGUGCAAAUGGUGAAAACGGCUAACCUGAAAAGGAAAAAAACGCAGCUACCUGGGCAGUCUCUAUGCCGAAUAAAUCGGUACUUGAAAAACCCGACGGGGGGCAGCUCAUCCCAGGAGACCACUGUCCAGGGUGGCAACAGCCACCGCGAGGGGAAAAUAUGUUCCUCUCACCAGAAAAAUGUGAAGUGUUCUCGCGAGAGUAUGGCCCUGGCCAGGAUAAGGGAAGAGGGACGCAAAAAGAGGGGGGAAACGCAAAAAGGAAAGGCAACACAAACAGGGGAGGCAACGCGGGGAGACGCAAAACUGGGAGAAAAGAAACACGGAGAAGACUCACACGAUCAGGAUUCACACGAUAAAUAUGCGCACGCUAAAGAUUCGCUCUACGCCGAGACCUGCCUCCCUGGGGAGGAUCCCCCCCGCGGAACCAAAAACAGAGCAGGCGACCCGGGGCAAGGGGCCGAACCGGACAUAAGACUAAUUAGCACAGUAGUGCAAAAGCUGAAAAGAAACAAAAAGCUGCUAUUCCUGUACACCAUAAACUGCUUCAGAAUAAUACAAACAUAUAGCAACGUCUCCUCGCUAAUGUUUAAAUACAAAUAUAUAUCGGCCCUCCUGGGGAAGCUUGCAUACUUGACGGACAAAAAUGUUGUAGAAUCUGUUUGGAACUCAUUCCAUUUCUACCUGAACAGCAAUAACAAAAGUGAAAUAAAUGUUUUCAACGAAAAAGGCAUCUCACAGGUAGAUAAAGAAAUUGGGUAUCUCUCCUACAUGUACAUAAACUACUUUUUCAAUUUUGUGUCUUGUUUUAUUCUAUAUGACGUAGCAACACUGUACAAGUUUUGCUCGAACAUGCUAAAUUGCUUGGACAUACUGAACAGUCACUUGAAGGAGCUCAUGGACAAUAAAAAGGGCACCUACCACUGCUCCGUUAUCUUGAAAUUUUAUCUGACCAUAACGAACUCGUACUUCUUUGACUUUUCCCUAUAUGAUAAUGCGCUUAGCGCGGUGAACCACGAAAGGGGGACAUGUCUCACCCCAGAAAAGGACCCCCCACAGGUAGACAUAACUACACAGCUUAUUGACAGCUUGAGAAGAAAGAAAAGACAAGACAAGGGAGAAAUAACCUACUUCCUCUGCAUUAAAAGGUUGAGCAGCGAAUUUUGUAGGAGCAAAUUUCUGCACUUUCUAAUUAACUACGUUAUGAACAACCUUGGUAAUAACGUGAACAAAUCAAAGGUGGAAAUUGAACAGAGCAGCCACCUAAUCUGUCUGAUUCUCCAGUUAUUUAGUUACCAAAUGAUUUUUAUAGAUAACAAAAACGAAAUUUUAAAGCUCGCUAAUGUAUUAGUUAAAUACAUCAAGAAGAAGGAUCCUUGUCUCCUGACGACGUACUAUAUAAUCCUAUUUUUUAAUUCAUGCUUUAUCAACUCUUCCUCGGACGAGAGAAUAAUAACAUUGCUAUUCAGUUUCGAAAAAAAUGACAACAUAUGGUUUAACUUGAUAUUCUUGCAAAACAGUAAAAUCAAAAGAAGCAAAGAAAUAUUACUCCUAAUCAAGUUCUCCAUUUUACACCUCUACCUGCUAUUGCUAAAAAAUAAAAACUCUUUCAAAAAAUGCAUCCUGUGCAUUUCUGGUGACUUAAACAUAUACUUCGUUUUCAUAUACGUCCUCAACGAGAUAUAUGAAUACUUCAAAAGUUGCAACUUAGAAUGGAGUGCAUUCCGAGGAAUGAAGAUAAACCAGCAUGAAAACAGCAAAAAUGAAAAUGCCAAAAGGGACAAACAUAACAAGUACUUCUACCUGUACGCAGAGCUUCUCGUUAUCGUCACCGAAAUGAUUAAAAUCAUGAACAAUAAUGAUGUCAAUAAAUACAUCACCAUUCAGCAUAACAAGGAGAAAGACAACCUCGUCGUGCAAUUUAAAAAUCUGUAUAGAAAAAUAAAAAACGAAUUAAAACAGUUUGACCAAUCAAUGAAAUUGAUAAAGUACCUUAUAUUUAUUCACCCCCUCACGAUUAACAUACAUGCACUGCACAAAUUCUACUUAUGCCUUUACAUAAAGGAGUACCACUACUUCCACAAGGAAUUUUUUAAAUACGAUCUGUUCCUAGCAGACUAUUUGAAACUACUUCGGGACAAAAGGAAAGCGAAAAUCUCUAACACGGGGACCGCUCAACAAGGUUCGGAAGCCAGACAAACAGGGGAAGUUUCUUCGGAGACAGUCCAAAACAAAGCACGGCAUUUUUCGCAUGAUGGCAUCACCAAAAAGGACAAUAAAGAUCUUUCCCCCCAUGCGUUAGUAGAUGACGAACAAAAAGGGAUCAACUUCGAGAAAGAUAAUAUGCACUUUUAUUUUUUUUUCAACACUCCAAAAAAUUAUAAUUAUCAAGUCAACAAUUUGUGUUCUUCCAUCCUUCAAAAUGAGUUUCAGGGUUCCCUGAGCAAAUUUUUUCCCUCCUCCUUUAGUAGCCAAAGCGAUAAUUCGGACACCCGUUUGCAAUACAACACUGAUCAGAUUAAGAUGUAUGCUGGCUACCUUCAUGGCAGUGUUAAUUAUGCUAUUGAAUUUUUUAGUUCCUUCUGA
Messenger RNA from Plasmodium inui San Antonio 1, 12771 nucleotides. RefSeq lists its product as hypothetical. Lineage: Eukaryota; Apicomplexa; Aconoidasida; Haemosporida; Plasmodiidae. Bases 1 to 12771 code for a protein of 4256 amino acids. The transcript is spliced from 2 exons. The record is from RefSeq and is a predicted model, not a curated record.